AUGGUUGUCUCUCAGCACGUGCUUGCUGAUGGUCCUUUGUUAUCGGAUCCUACACUUUACAGAUCUCCUGUUGGUGCUCUCCAGUAUCUGAUCAUCACCCAUCUAGAUAUUACUCAUGCUAUUAACUCUGUUAGUCAGUUUCUUCACUCCCCAACUGAAGAACACUUUCUUGUUGUCAAACGCAUUCUUCGCUAUGUUAAAGGCACGUUGCAAUUUGGCCUUACUUUUCAUCCAUCUGCUGCUCUUUUGGGCAAGUUGCCCAAAUACUUCAAUUGCUCUACCUCUAGUUACUCUAUUAAUCUCGGUGGCAAUUUGAUUUCUUGGAGUGCCAAGAAGUAUCUUACUAUUUCUCAUUGUAGUUGUGAAUCUGAAUAUCGUGCUUUGGCUCUCACUGUCCCUGUACUCCUUUGUUUCAUGCAUCUAUUUAAUGACCUCAAAGUUUCAAUUCCACAGCAACCACUCUUCCCAUGUAACAACAAGAGUGCUAUCUUCUUGAGCUCUAGUCUGGUUUCUCACAAAUAA
Olea europaea var. sylvestris is the source of this 522-nucleotide messenger RNA. RefSeq lists its product as uncharacterized. Lineage: Eukaryota; Viridiplantae; Streptophyta; Magnoliopsida; Lamiales; Oleaceae. The record is from RefSeq and is a predicted model, not a curated record. The transcript has a single exon. The coding region runs from base 1 to 522 and encodes 173 amino acids.